UCUCGUAAGAAGACUUAAGCGCUAUUAACUAAAGCCAGCGGAUGCUUGCGGCUUAGAAGGAAAAAAUAAAAAAAAUAAAAUAAAAAGCAGCUCACUCGGUGUUACUGUUGCGAUAGCAACUUUUCGUUUGUGGAAAAACAACUUUUAUUUAUAUAAAUGUGAUUUUAUUUAAUUAGUUGAAAGAAAAUAGUGCAAAAAUUGUGUGUGUUGUGCAAGAAAAACUAGUAUUUGUUAAAAGAAAUCAGCAUCGAAAUGAUGUACGAUCGUCAAGUCUCAUUUGAUAAGCCGACACGCGUGGACGGCUCUUCAUACAUCGCCGAGGGCAUUGACAAGAAUGAGCCGCGAAACACUUGUCUACUCUACACGCUGAAAGAUCAGAGCAGCGGCUCGCUGGCCAAAAGUUUAAAGAUCUUCACACAACACAAUAUCAAUCUGCUGCACAUCGAAUCACGUUCUUCGGUGCGUGUGCCCGGUUAUGAGUUCUUCGUGGAGUGCGAUACCACAUCUGGCGCACUGGGCAAGGCCAUCGAUGAGUUGCGUGAGGAGUGCAGUUAUUUUAAUAUAAUUUCACGUGAUUAUAAGGACAACAGCGCGGCGGUGCCAUGGUUUCCACGCAGAAUAAGAGAUCUCGAUCGUUUUGCUAAUCAAAUUCUCAGUUAUGGUUCGGAAUUGGAUUCUGAUCAUCCGGGCUUUACCGAUCCCGUGUAUCGUGCGAGGAGAAAAUACUUUGCCGACAUUGCCUACAAUUACAAACAUGGCGAACCCUUGCCACGCGUUGAGUAUACCAAAGAAGAAACAGAGACUUGGGGCAUAAUUUUCCGUAAUCUUACAAAAUUGUAUAAGACACACGCUUGCCGUGAAUACAAUCACGUGUUCCCAUUACUGGUUGACAACUGCGGCUUCAGAGAGGACAACAUACCACAGUUGGAGGAUGUGUCGAACUUUUUGAAGGAUUGUACUGGCUUCACUUUGCGUCCCGUUGCGGGCUUACUCUCAUCACGUGAUUUUCUAGCCGGUCUUGCAUUCCGUGUCUUCCACUCUACGCAAUAUAUACGCCAUCCCAGCAAACCGAUGUACACACCGGAACCCGAUGUGUGUCAUGAACUUAUGGGACAUGUACCGCUAUUUGCCGAUCCCGCUUUCGCACAAUUCAGUCAAGAGAUUGGUUUAGCUUCGCUCGGUGCACCCGACGAUUAUAUUGAGAAGUUAGCGACGAUAUUUUGGUUCACCGUUGAGUACGGCAUGUGUCGUCAAGAUGGUGAGUUAAAAGCUUAUGGCGCCGGCCUACUCUCCUCCUAUGGUGAAUUGGAGUAUUGUCUCUCCGAUAAGCCACAAUUGAAGGACUUCGAUCCAGAGGUAACAGGUGUAACCAAAUAUCCCAUUACACAAUUUCAAGAGGUCUACUAUGUUUCGGAAAGUUUUGAGAGCGCCAAAGAGAAGACCAUUAAAUUUGCCAAUUCCAUUCCACGUCCAUUCGGCGUACGCUACAAUCCCUAUACGCAGAGUAUUGAGGUGCUCGAUUCGAAGAAACAAAUACGUAAUCUUAUGGACGAUAUCAACUCGGAGUUUCAAAUUCUGCAAAAUGCUGUUCAGAAAUUGAAGGUUUGAGCGGAGCGUUUGCGGUAUAUGAAAUAUUAUUUAAUAAAUAUGUAAAAUAAAAUAUAUAUAAUAUAUACCAAUAUAUAAUCGUAUAUGCAUUUAUUAGACACAUACUUACCAAUAGUUUUACUUUGUUUAAUGUUUCUUCAUAUUUGUACUGCUUGUUAUUAUUGCAAAAAAAGAAAAAAAAAAUAAAAGAUUCAAAAUAA
This is a messenger RNA of Ceratitis capitata (Mediterranean fruit fly), 1808 nucleotides long. RefSeq names its product protein henna. The transcript is spliced from 6 exons. Gene Ontology annotation, molecular function: iron ion binding; phenylalanine 4-monooxygenase activity. Gene Ontology annotation, biological process: L-tyrosine biosynthetic process; L-phenylalanine catabolic process. Lineage: Eukaryota; Metazoa; Arthropoda; Insecta; Diptera; Tephritidae. The coding region runs from base 253 to 1608 and encodes 451 amino acids. The record is from RefSeq and is a predicted model, not a curated record.